AUGGGGAGCUACAGCUUGAGACAUGUUUUCUUUUUUCUUGUACUUGCAACAGGACACAGUGAGAUCUCGCAUUCAGAAGUUAUGCUGAAAAUGGAUGAAGCAUUACUAACAGUCCAAAGUCAGAUGUCUUAUGGGCUGUAUGUUGUUUACACAUCAGAUUAUUGCUACAAGUGUCUGUAUCAGCCUCUGGCCAGCAUGGAGGGAGGACCAGGACAUGUGUCUGUAGUCGUGAGCACACCUUUCACUCUCACUCUGAAAGUCUCGGCUCUGAAUGGCAGCAGCGUUUUGUGUGGCUUGAGCUACUUAUUUGAAGAGGCAGGGCAUUACUCUCUUUGGGUAAAGCCUGGAGAGGCAGACCUUGCGUGUAAUGUGACCUGUUUUAUCUCAGUGGAUAAGUUUCCAAAUAGCACCUACCUUCCUCUGCUGGCACUUGCCCUGGUUUUGGGCCUGUUGACUUUUCUGUGGGCCUCUGUGCCUUUCCUCUCCAGAUGCAGCUGCACAUCAAAACUCAUUAAUCUUAUUUGUUGCCAUGGGUCUCAAUACACCAUAGAAAGGGAAGAAGAAAUAAUUGAAGACUGCAUGGACAGAGAUGAACGAAAAUCGUCUCGUCUUAAAUCGUUGGACACAUUCAGAGGUUUCUCCCUAACAGUCAUGGUAUUUGUGAACUACGGAGGUGGAGGAUACUGGUUCUUUCAGCAUGUACCUUGGAAUGGUCUUUCUGUUGCAGAUCUUGUGAUGCCCUGGUUUGUGUUCAUCAUUGGAACGUCUGUAAUGCUGGCAUUUAACGCCAUGCAAAGGAAAGGUGUGCCAAGGCUGCAGCUCUUGCGUAAGAUGACCUGGAGAACAGUGGUACUGAUGCUCAUUGGUUUCUGUUUCAUCAACUACAGCCCAAGAGACGGAUUAUUAUCCUGGUCCUGGUUGCGGAUACCUGGAGUACUUCAGCGUCUGGCUUUCACCUAUUUCGUCCUGUCCCUGAUGCAGACGAUCUCUCCCUACCAGGACAUUCCACCAAAGCAGAUCCACUGGUGGAGCCCUGUUCAGGAUGUGCUGCUCUACUGGCCAGAGUGGCUCUUCAUUCUGCUGCUGGAAGUAAUGUGGCUGUGUGUCACCUUCCUGUUGCCUGUACCCAACUGCCCAACUGGGUAUUUGGGAGCUGGAGGUAUAGGUGAUAAUGGUCUAUACCCCAACUGCACGGGAGGAGCUGCCGCAUAUGUAGAUAGAUGGCUAUUAGGAGACAACAUCUACUGGUAUCCAACAUGCAAGGCCAUGUAUCAUACAACACAGCCUUUUGACCCAGAAGGGAUUCUGGGUACCAUCAAUUCUGUUGUCAUGGGAUUCAUUGGAAUGCAAGCAGGAAAGAUUUUCCUCUUCUUCCGCAAAAGGAACUACAGUAUCAUGAUACGAUUCAUGGUCUGGGCCAUCAUCCUGGGAAUCUUGGCGGCCAUCCUUUCUAAGUGCACACGGGAUGAAGGAUUUAUACCUGUCAAUAAAAACCUUUGGUCCCUGUCCUACGUAGCCUGCAUGGGCUGCACGUCAUUUGUGUUGCUUGGUGUGAUGUACUUUGCUGUGGACAUCAAGGAGUGGUGGGGUGGCCAGCCUUUCAUUUAUCUUGGAAUGAAUUCCAUCUUAGUGUAUGUGGGGCAUUCUCUGCUCGGCUUCUACUUCCCCUUCAGCUGGGAGAUGCGUUAUCAGGACAGUCACUGGGAGAAGCUGAUCCAGAGUCUGUGGGGUACUGUGCUCUGGCUCUUCAUCGCCUAUCUGCUGUACCGCAAACGAUUCUUCCUCAAAAUCUAAGGUCCAGUCUGCCCUACGCAUGAUAGUGAUGAACGGAACAAAGGCAUCGUCCAGCAACUUAACGCAUCAUUUUCAUGAUUUGACAUUACUUACACAAUUAACAAAUUAAUCUUAUUAAUUCUGGAAAGAAAUGUUAUUAUUGUUGUUGUUGUUUGUUUAUUUGUAUGGAAUGGAUUCUUGGGUCGAAAGAUAGUUAGAUGACUCUGCUCCUGCCUGUUUUGUUUUUGUUUUUUUUUUCCACUCAAAAGAGUACUUAGUCAUUACAUUUAGUAUUAGCUUUAGUUAGGUCUAUAAAAAUUGAACAUGGAGAAUUCCAAGGCUCAAUUAGUAAAUAGGUAUCUAUGGUGAAACCAAACAAUCUGAUAUACAGUCUUCCACUGACACCUGGGAUGUUUUAUUUUAUGUCAUUUGUGUAAGGCCCUGAGAAAGUAGUGAUUAAAUCAAAUAGGUUAAAGUGGUACUUAACAAAUUAGAAUGAGUGAUUCUACCACUUCAGGGGUGGCCAUUAAAAAUCGGUUGCCAUAGCCACCACCACCCCUCCCCAAUCUAAGGCUGUGAGACACACAGUGGGUACCAUCUGCUCUUCAGCUGACAGUUCUUUAAUGGGGGUCAAGCUGGACUGCUCACCAAGGGGAGGCUCUAGUAAGGCCAAUACUUUUCAGUCACACGCUAAAACAGAAUCAGGGAAAUCACAGUGCCAGCUCAGGGGCUCUCUUACAAGUGGCCCUUCAUCAAACAAGCCAAAAGUCAAUGCAAGCAAACAAAUUUGGUUAACAUGACUCUGAUGAAAGUAAUGUGAACAAUGGAUGAGUAAGAGCAUCUCGCGGCUCUGUCCCAGCUGUAAGCGGCUGUUAGAGGAUGUCAGGAUGUGAAGAUUUUAUCUCAGAAGCAGCUUUAUAUUGAACACUCUCACUUAGGAAGAGUACUCUUAUUAAUAAUCCAUGUAGUGUCACAGACUCCAGCAAACAGACUAAAUCACUCAACAGGCAACAUACAUUCACUAUUUCAACAAAUACAUUCAUGUUUUAGCUUUAACUUUUUAGAAAGUUAAAGAGAAGUUAUCCCACUGUGAUUUAAGACUGUCCAAGCGUACAAUUCUAUAGUAAAAGGUUAUCCUAAAAGCUGGUAGUCCAUUUAAAGGUUGAAUUGCACUUAACUGUGCAUUAUGAAUUAAAUCAAAGACUUCUCCUUGUCAGUUCAUGAAUAAGCUUUUCAUUUUGAGGUGAUCAAAUUACUCUCUUUAUUUGAACUGCCUUAAAAAUGGAAGUAAAUUGGUCAACUGAUUUGGGAAAUGACCAUUGUUAUAUUCCAUCUCCCGGUGGGAAUGUCUUUCUCAUUAUUAAUGUGUGAUUAAAACUAUCACACCAAGAGCUGCUAAAAUUAUUGAGUGAUAUUUUAACAUUAGCCUAUAUAUGUACACUAUGCCUUAUACAUGAGUCUUCAAACACAGUUAAUUCAUAAAUAAAUGAUAAUUGAUCAUUCUGACAGUAGCAAUUGUUCAAAUGCAU
Molecule: messenger RNA, 3302 nt
Organism: Electrophorus electricus (electric eel)
Lineage: Eukaryota; Metazoa; Chordata; Actinopteri; Gymnotiformes; Gymnotidae
Product: heparan-alpha-glucosaminide N-acetyltransferase
Source: RefSeq, a predicted model, not a curated record